AUGAAUCAGGCUCUAAAAACUUUGACAUAAUUGGUCAAAGCAAAAAGACACAUUUAGCCUCAUGAAAAAAGGAAAUUUGAGUUACUGAUUAAGAGUGGUGCUAGCUAGGCAUUUUACAAAGGCAAUUUGAUUGGCAUUAUACAUUUAUUGGCUAAUUGUCAUUUGAAGAUUAAUUUGUUAUCUGACUUUGAUUUUAGAUUAGUGGCAACUGUUUCUAUUAUUGCCAGUAAUCCAUGUAUGUUAUUUUCAAUCAAGAUUUAUAUUGUAAAAUAGAUUACCAAAUUUUAUUUGUAUAAGAAUUUAUUUAGUGCUUUUAAAAAGUAUGUUAGACAUAAGAAAGAAUACUUUCAAGGGUCUACUACUUAUUUUUAUAAAAAUAGUGUUGUCUUUUUGUUUCAAGUGGCGAUAUAAUUCUCUUAAAAUUAGAGUAAUUCUAGAUGCUAUAUUUGUACCUUCCCUACAAUCUAAUAUAUCAUCCUUUUCUACCAUUGUAAGAAGAUUGCAUAUUUUAAUCGACAUUGCCCGGGUAUGAUACCUACAAGGUACUUAGGACCUUGGCAUGGAUUGAGAUUGAUAGCCCAAGAAGAAGGAGUCAAGGGUCUGGAUAGAGGAUUCGGCUUGUAUUUUAUAGGGAGUGGUCUAUUGCAAUUAGGGAGAUUUUUGAAAUAAUUUGUUUAUAAUUUAUGGCAUAGUCAUUUGCAAUCUUAUAAAAUUCGUUCAAACAUUUUGGAGAAGGACAUUACAAAGAAUCUAUGGAGUAAUCUACAAUUUAAGUCUAGGGAAUUGCAGAAGUUUAAACAGCUUAAAGAGUAGUCUGAUCAAAAUCAAUCUAUGGUGCAAAUUAAUGAAAAUAUCAUACUUUGUGAAUACAAUAUAACUAGGGAUGCUAAUGCUUAUGAAAUCAUUGAUGAAAUUAGAAAACCCUAACUACAAAAAAGUAAUAAUUAUAGCAAGUUUAUCAUUUUAGAAAAGAAAUAAGAUGAUGAUAGUAUUUUGCAAUACAAUAAAGCAAUCAUGCUAUUCUUGAGCGGGAAGAUUAGACAGGCUCAUAACCUCUUGAAAUAGUUGAAGGACAACUAUAACCUUGACAUUUACUUAAACAUUAAAGUAAAUCUCCUUCUAGUGGAAACCUCAUUUCAAUUACAAGAAUAUGUUUAUGCAAGCGAAUUGUACAAGAAGUUAUCCUCAGAUGAAACCCUAAAAUCACUGUAACAAAAACAUCUUAAGCCCAAUCAAAUUGAUGAUUAACAAUAACAACAAUCCCAAUAAAACUAUACAUCGCUUUUAAUUGGGUCUGAUUUGCCUUAUCCAGAUUCACACCCCAAUACAUUUAGCAAGGAGGAAUUCCUUUUUCUAUUGAAUGUUAUUAAAUGUCGAUUUUAUAUUUUGUCCAACUAAAAAGAUUAGAAAAAAUAAUUAAAUCCUCUAGAAUCGUCAUUUAAAAACUAUAUGACCCAAUUAGAGUAAUCAAAUGGAAUAUCAUAAAACUCAGGGCCUUCUUUUUCAUAAGACAUACAACCUUAUUUGAAAUUGCAUGCUCAAAUGAUUUUUAAGUUAAUGAAAGCCUAAAGGAAUUUAACACUUAAUGAGUCGGUUCAUAAGUGUAUUAAGAUGAUGACUCCAUAAUCUGAAAUAUAAAACCAACAAAAUGCAGAAUUCGCUCAAUCCAAACAAUUCCUUUAUUUGGCAUAAAUUUAUAAUAAUCUUGGGUGUGUUCAUGCCAAAGUGGGCAAAUAUGCACUCGCUGCUGUUUAUUUUCAUAAAGCUAUAUCCUAAACCAAAUUAGUCUAAUAAUAGUAGAAUCUAUAUGAAGGAAUCAUUAUGAAUAAUGUGAACAAAGAUUAUGCUUUGUUUAUGGAUCAGUAAUACUAGAAGGCACUCAAUGUUUAUAAUCAACUAUAGGAUUUGUGUAAUCAGAGUGCUAAGUUUUGGUACAAUAGAGGAGUAUGUUUCAUUCAAAUUUAUCAUGAAUCUAUGCCUGACAAAAAUGAAUUAUAUGAAAUUUCAGAGGAUCAAUCUUAAUUGCAUGCUCAAGAUGAAGGCAAGAAGAUCAUUCUUCAAAGUAGAGAAAUUUACAGUGAUGCCGAUGAGGAAGUUUAAGAUUAGUUCUACAAAAUUGAUUAGAAGAAUGAAGAUAGUAAAUUUGUGCAAUCUAAGGCUAAUAAGGAGUUACUAAACAAUGCCAUAAAAUCUUUUCGUAAUGCAAUAAUCUUAUCCAAAAAAGAAAAAAGAGAGGAAACCAUUCAUCUAGAUCAAGAAUAAUUAAUAAUUUAAGGUACUUAGAUAUUUGAGUCUUCUAUUGUAUUUUUAACAUAUUCAUUACUAUGUAGAGGAGAUUAUAACUUAGCAUUAUCUCAAGGUAAGGAAGCACUAGAAUACAAUCUAUCAGAUAAUAAUAAAUACAUUAUUAUACAAUAUGUUUUGGAAGCAUACAUUUAAAUUUCAAAACUCAAGGAUGCUAUUAAUUUUAUCAACAGCAGCAGUGUCACUUAAUUUUUAAAUAGAAUUAAUAAUAAUAAUAAUAAUAGCAAUUUAUAAUUUUAAUGUAGAAACUUAGUAGGAAUUCAGACAACUUGUAUUUCAAAUUAUAACUCCAAAGCGAUUUAUCAUUUUAAUUUGUCAGCCCUUCAUCUCCAUAACAAUAAUUUGACUUAGGCUUGGAAUUCAAUUUAAACUAUGAUGAAUUGCUGUGAUAUAAAUAUUAAUGCAAUCGAUGCAGAUAUUCCAGUUCCAAUUUUAAAUUUAUUAAUAUGGUAUUACUUAAAAUCAGAUAAUGUUUAACUUGCAGUCCAUUUAAUAAAGAGAAGAAGAUUAUUAACAGGAUAGAUUGGGAAAAAUAAAAUAUCUCUGUUAAAUAUUACAAAAUGA
This is a messenger RNA of Paramecium tetraurelia, 2868 nucleotides long. RefSeq lists its product as uncharacterized. NCBI's taxonomy places the organism in Eukaryota, Ciliophora, Oligohymenophorea, Peniculida, Parameciidae. The record is from RefSeq and is a predicted model, not a curated record. Gene Ontology annotation, molecular function: protein binding. Gene Ontology annotation, cellular component: CCR4-NOT complex. Gene Ontology annotation, biological process: mRNA catabolic process; negative regulation of translation. The transcript has 8 exons.